CGUUUUCUUACAUUUUUAUAAGAUAAUGGCGCUACAUGUAUACCUUGUCCUGGUUUUUAUUCUCCACACGACGCAUGGAGAUGAGACACAGACCGGAAGCUGUAAAGACGUUUUACAGGGUUACUUGACGGGGCAACUUUCUUAUCAGGUAGAAUCUUUAAGGCGGGAAUUUAAAAGCUUCACCGACAUCAUUGAGGAAUCGAUGAAAAAGUUCAAAGAGGCAGUGAAUGCUAGCAUACAGAAAGGAGGUAUUGUAAAUAGAGACAUUAUCUAUACAAGAUGGGGAAAGAAAGUGUGUCCUUCAAACGCAAGAUUACUUUAUUCAGGAUUCGUCGGAGGAUCACAUUAUACUCAUUCAGGAGCAGCUGUAGAACCUCUUUGUUUACCUAGAAAUCCAGAAUGGGGGUUGUACAAGGACGGAAAUGAUGGACAUAAGGCUUACCUAUAUGGAGCAGAGUAUGAAACAGAAACCUUUACAAGUCAUUUUACUUCUCUGCAUGAUCAUGAUGUACCGUGCGCUGUGUGCCUUGUUCAAAACAGAUCAAUCGUUCAAAUGUUUCCGGCAAGGAAAACCUGUCACAAAGGAUGGAAACUCGAGUACCAGGGCUAUUUAAUGGCUGGAUAUUAUCGUCAUGCAGCGGGUAAAACAUACACAUGUGUAGACAAGAAUCCAGACACCCUGCCUGGUGGUCAUUCUAAUCAAAAUGGCUACAUAUUAUACUUCGUGGAAAGUCGAUGUGGUUCAUUGAAAUGUCCACCGUAUGUUGAGGGGAGAGAAAUAGUUUGUGCUGUCUGUUCCAAAAAAUAA
Saccostrea cuccullata (small rock oyster) is the source of this 808-nucleotide messenger RNA. Its product is annotated as short-chain collagen C4-like. The record is from RefSeq and is a predicted model, not a curated record. The transcript is spliced from 4 exons. Lineage: Eukaryota; Metazoa; Mollusca; Bivalvia; Ostreida; Ostreidae. The coding region runs from base 26 to 808 and encodes 260 amino acids.